AUGGGCUCCGACCCGACCAUCAUCCGGCGUCACUCGUCAUUUGGCCGCAAGACGCAGUUUGCCGACGACCAGGACGCCGUUGACGACGAGACGACGGGCAUCGUGUCGCGCGGGUCCAACCACAACUACCAGGCCGUGAGCACGCCGGAAGUCGCGCCGCCGGCCAGCGGGACGCGGUCGAUCUACAGCAUACGGUCCAGAACCGCGGCGGCGGUGGCGGCGGCGGCAGUGGCGCAAGGCGACGACGACGACGAUGAGGAGACGAGGGCGGGCGAGGAAGAGGACGGGAAGCCGUGGUGGAGGCGGCAACUGGGCAAAUACCAAUCCAUUGAGCUGGAGAACAAAGGAAGCGUGGCCAGGGACCACCUGGCACUGGAACGAACAUUCCUCGCCUGGCUGCGCACUUCGCUUGCCUUCGCCUCCAUCGGCAUCGCCGUCACCCAGCUCUUCCGACUCAACACGUCGCUCAACGACGGCAAGAACACGCCGGACACGCUGCGGCGCCUGGGCCGGCCGCUCGGCGCGACGUUCCUCGGCAUCAGCAUCCUGAUCCUGCUGCUCGGCUUCAAGCGCUACUUUCACGGCCAGGAGUGGAUUCUCAAGGGCAAGUUCCCCGCUAGUCGCGGGACCAUUGUCCUCGUGUCCCUCGUGGGCCUGGCCAUCAUGGCCGCGUCGCUGGUGGUGGUUGUCGUGAUACAUCCGGCGGAUGACUGA
Cordyceps fumosorosea ARSEF 2679 is the source of this 714-nucleotide messenger RNA. RefSeq names its product DNA-binding protein SMUBP-2. The coding region runs from base 1 to 714 and encodes 237 amino acids. Lineage: Eukaryota; Fungi; Ascomycota; Sordariomycetes; Hypocreales; Cordycipitaceae. The record is from RefSeq and is a predicted model, not a curated record. The transcript has 2 exons.